Molecule: messenger RNA, 1159 nt
Organism: Zalophus californianus (California sea lion)
Lineage: Eukaryota; Metazoa; Chordata; Mammalia; Carnivora; Otariidae
Gene: CD99
Product: CD99 molecule (Xg blood group)
Exons: 10
Coding region: 79-639 (186 amino acids)
Biological process (GO): positive regulation of neutrophil extravasation; T cell extravasation; homotypic cell-cell adhesion
Source: RefSeq, a predicted model, not a curated record
CCCCGUGGGCACUGCAGCCGCCGCCGCCGCCCGCGCGCCCCACGACCGGAACAGUUCCUGCGCGGCGCGGGGCGCACCAUGGCUCGCCGGGCCGCCCUCACGCUGCUGCUGGUCGGCCUGCUCAGCACCCUGGUGCCCGCCUGGGGCCAAGAUUUCGAUUUGUUGGAUGCCCUCGGUGAGGACGACAAGAAGCCCACGGCAACCCCCAAGAGACCCAGCUCUGACGAUGAUGGGUUCAGUCUGGAAGAUGCCAUCGGUGGGGGAGGAAAGACAGACGACCCAGUGCCACCUAAACCACCCAAACCGAAGCCUCAUCCGAACCCCAACCAGCCUGGAUCUUCUGGGGGUUUUUCAGAUUCCGAUCUCAUCGAUGGAGCUUCAGAUGGAGGAGGUGGUGGCGGUGGUGAUGGAGGAAGCCAAAAGCCUGAUGGGGGGGCGCAGGCUGACUCCCCUGGGGUAGUCCCUGGCAUCAUCGGGGCCGUUGUGGUGGCCGUGGCCGGAGCCAUCUCUAGCUUUAUCGCCUACCAGAAGAAAAAGUUGUGCUUCAAAGAAAAUGCCGACCAAGGUGAGGCCAGCACCAAGAACCAGCAGAGUACCAGCGCCGACCAACCAGUUCAGUGGAGUCUUCUGGAAAAGUAGGAGCUUGACUGCAAAUGCAAAUCCUCGACGUUCCCAGCAGGAGGACAAGACUCGCCUGCUGCAUCCUCCCAAGAAACACGUGCACUGGGGUAGCGGUGGCCACGGUGGAAUCCAGCCCCGUCCUGCCCACGCCUGUGCUCACGUUGAGACUCUUUGUUUAGACCUUGAGAUGUGUUGUGCCCAUUUGCACCAUGCUGGGUAGACAAGGGAUACUAACGCCGAGUGUUGCGCCCUGACAGGGGAAUUUUGCUCCCCCUGUCCAUGGCCUUUAAGGGUUUCCCCGUGGGGUGUGAAAGGCCGAUUGUGCAUCACAAAGUCAUUCCAGUACCGACCCCACUGAAGCUUCCCCACCCGGAACUCUGGGCCGUUUACCAAUUAAGAUGUGAGUCAAACAGAACCAGCCCUGGCACUGACCCUCGGAUAUGGUGAGAUAAGCGUUUCAUUAGUGUCCUCCAAAUGUCCUUCAUUGGGUAGUAUUUUUUUUUCACACCAGACUAAUAAAAAAGAAAUUAGAAACCAA